Molecule: messenger RNA, 3718 nt
Organism: Pomacea canaliculata
Lineage: Eukaryota; Metazoa; Mollusca; Gastropoda; Architaenioglossa; Ampullariidae
Product: toll-like receptor 2 type-2
Exons: 6
Coding region: 378-2441 (687 amino acids)
Biological process (GO): toll-like receptor signaling pathway; immune response
Cellular component (GO): membrane
Molecular function (GO): protein binding; transmembrane signaling receptor activity
Source: RefSeq, a predicted model, not a curated record
AUAGGAGAAUAACAAUAAUACGAACUUACAACGCAUCACGACCAAGACAGAUCGCACUCUCUGCGCAGAACAAUAACGAUAAAUGAAAGAUGAUAGCCAGUGGACAGUGAGAUCCGACUCAUUUCUUUCUUGGAACUCCAGAAAGGAUGGUGUCUAAUAUUCUGAGAAACUGUACACUCUAUUCCAUUUAUGAUCAGAACACUACUGCUCCCCUCCACAGAGGUAGCUGCAUUUUCCUCCCGCUGAAAGCUGUCACAUGACGAAAGAGCGCGCCCACGCUCGUGCUUGGCCUGAGUGUCUGAGUGGUUUCUCCAACUGUUCACCUUAAAUGCGCAACAACUAAACCUUCGAGUCUGGCGCCAAGGUUCGUGUUGAAGAUGAUGCUAUACUUGCUGGUCGUUGCCGCCAUCUUUGAUGGGACAAGAGGUCAGUCGUCCACGACGACAAAUACCAGCUUGCUGCCCACCGGCUGGGACGAAAUAUGUCAGUCGACAUCACUUGUUGCCAAUGACUCCAACGCUUCAUUCUCAUGUCACGUGACUAGAGAGGCACAAGUCCAAUGGCGGCUCGCGGAUCUACGGGCGUCGCUGGCCACGAAGGAUGUGAAGGUGUCUUUUAAUGUGACAUGUGAACAAGGCGCCAACAUCAGUCUUCCAUGGCCGAUGAAGGCACCCGGUCUGGUGGAGUUGAGGGUACGGGACUGCAUACUGUUGGACCAAUUCGCUGAUUUCCAAACGCCGGCAGAGAAACUGAGCGAUUCUCUGCGCGUGCUGGACAUGCAACAUUGUACAUGGCUGACUGAUGUACAAACUUUCCUGAUGUUUUACUCAAAAAUGGAGAACAUGUCCGAGGAGUUUGACUGUGGCCAAGACAGUUCUCUGGUUGAAUACAUCAUGAAAAACAUCAGUAGACAUUUGAGAGGUCUUUCUAAGUCACUGUCAGGCCUAGGGCAGAACAGUGGUCCUUCAAAGGGUGCUGAUACUGGUACGAUCUUCAAGAAAUUAUUGGAGAAAACUGAUAAGAUCGACAUAAGAUGCUAUUUCAGUAAACUGCAAGUACUCGAUGAAAGUAAUACUGACAAUUUCCCUAAACACCAUUUUGAGAUGAUGGUGCCGAAGAAUAAAUAUCCGAGUCUUCGCAUCAUGAACUAUCGUAACAUUGGGUUACUUAGUGUUCCUGAGCAACUCAAGCAGUGGACGAGGUUCUUUCCCAAGCUGGAAGUGAUCGAUCUGUCGUAUAAUCGAAUCAAAGAUCUCAACAUGGAAUACCCAUUCCCUAGCAACGUGAGCAUGACUCUAGUUCUGCAUUACAACAACAUUACUAAAAUCUCUAUGGAUAUCCUCAAAAACUGGGCUCAAAUCCCAGGCCUUUAUGUCGAUAUUCGCCAUAACCCCAUCAACUGCACCUGCGAACUUGGCAAUCUAUUGGACCAGCUGAACAAUACAACAGCAUGGACCGGACUGGCCAUGACCUAUUAUCGUUCCUAUGUCCCUGACCUCACAUGCUUCACACCAGAGGCGCUGAAGGGUCGAAGGCUUGGUUCUCUGUCUCUAGAUGACCUCCCUUGUCAUGUAUUACCCUAUGACCUUCGACCUGCUUUGGCUGCUCUCGCGGUGGUUGUCCUUGUGCUGUUGGUGUUCCUGCUGCUUGCUGUGCGCUACCGUCGCGAGGUUCGCAUCCUCGUCUUCACGCGCGCCCACGUGUUGCUGCCGUGCGGCCUUCCACUGGCGAACGUGGACGUCGGUCUGGCAGGUAGGAAAACCUACGACGCCUUCGUGGCCUACGCACACGAGGACAGCGAGUGGGUGCUGAAGGAGCUGUGUCACAGGCUGGAAAACUCCUCCACGCCCUCCAGACCAGCGUGCAAACUGUGCAUCCACCAGCGGGACUUCGUCGUGGGCAAAACCAUCAUCGACAACAUCAUCGACAGCAUCGCCUCUAGCAGGCACACCAUUGUUGUCGUGUCGCCCAGUUUCGUCAAAAGUGCUUGGGCCAUGGAAGAACUGCAGCAGGCCUUCCGUCAGAGUCUGGAGGAACGGAGGCGCCAUCUGGUGAUAGUGAUGCUGAAAGAUGUCCAGAUGUCGAAAAUGCCCCUCGUACUGAGAAGAUGCUGCAAAACCUUUACUUAUCUCGAAGCUAAUGAUUCACUCUUCUGGGACAGACUUCUGUACUCGCUUCACGUGACGGAGAAAAAGAAGAGCAUCAAACUGCAUGAAGACGGAGAGAAUGGCGAGGAGAAGAAAGACGAGAUUCAGGGGGAAGGCAACCGAAAGUUAGAAGAUAACCCCAUCGACGCCGAGUUCAGACGGGCGCUAUUUUUAGAAUCAAUGCGCUCACUCUCGGUGGACAGCACGAGCACAGUUGUCUCCACUGUCAGCGACGACCGACUACUCGUGACGCCCUCUCCUGCGCCUAGAUUAAUCUCCCCUUUUCGUUUUUGAUGGGCGCUAGAGAGAACACUGGUGAAGCUGCGGACACUGCAGGAAAUAUUCUAAAAGUGACAGCUUCUCCGUUUUAAACGUUGUUUUACGUAAACGUAUUUGUAAGAUUUGAUCUGAGUUAAAAUUGGUUUUACGACUUUGAAAACAAUGAUAGGGAUGGGAGCUAAUGUUCAUAAAAUUUGAACAUCUAGUAAUGUAGGUCUUAAAAUAUAAUUAAAAAAAAAAAGACAGACAUUAAGGCAAGUUCAUUUUAUCUCGUGAAAAUAUUCCCCACUUUCCUUCAAACACUGUAAAUUUUACCUCAAAUAGCUGCCGUUAGUCCCUGUCAGUAUUGUGUUUUACCUCCCCUUUCAUUAAAGCAGCACACUCGCAUACUGCUAAAGUCAAAAUACUCAGUAGAGGUCACCAUGAUAUCAGUUUUAAGUAGCUUGGCACAGAAAUAACUGACGAAUGGGAAUUUUCAUUCCUUUGAUAUGCACAUACAUGAGUAGACGUCCAAGGAGGACCAUAAAAUCUUAGUUGUGACUGUCAUCAUGGUGAUCUUAUUCAUCUCCACACAAGGUUUAUUUACAGAUAACAAACUUUGUAUAAAACAAGGAGACAAAAGACUGCGUCUGUCAUAUUUAUCAAACGUUAUCUUCAAAUCAAACAGCACUUUUGUGAUAAUCUUACUAAACACCUUUUGUAAUGUUUUUCCACUUCACAGCCCUCCAGUCAUGUUCCAUUGUUAUGUUCAAUUUCUAAACACUUUUUUCUUAUAAAGGCACGUCCUUCCACAUACCUGAAUGUGGUCUAGACUGUUGAAAAAUUGUUUUAAUAGAUCCUAAUUUGACCUUAUAAGGAUGCACAGUAUACAUUUACAUAUAUGCAUCUCUAUUGAAAUUUAAACCUUUUGUAAGGAGACAAUUCAACAAAUUCAGGCUUGUAAAUAAUGUGUUAUGGUUUGGUAAAAGAGAAAUGUGUAUUAAUCAAACACUUGUGGCUUAGACUGAAUGGUUUGGACAAGCUUUAAUGACAGACAGGUUUUCUGACUGUAUACUAUGUUUUAUUGCACAUACUGUUCAAAAUGAAGCACUGUAAAAACUUUCCAUCAUACCUUUCUUUUGUGUGUAAAUGUUAUGUAAAACUUUCCAAGCAAUGCGAAAUCACUUCUGCUUGAUACAGUCUAAUGAGAUUGUUUACUGUUUUAAAACAAUUUUGUACAGUAAAAAUUUACACAAAUUUAUUGAACAUGCUGCUGUAUUAUUUUUGAAAAUAAAAUCACAAAUAUAAGAAAA